Molecule: messenger RNA, 1478 nt
Organism: Colossoma macropomum (tambaqui)
Lineage: Eukaryota; Metazoa; Chordata; Actinopteri; Characiformes; Serrasalmidae
Gene: cdkn2d
Product: cyclin-dependent kinase inhibitor 2D (p19, inhibits CDK4)
Exons: 3
Coding region: 248-760 (170 amino acids)
Biological process (GO): regulation of cyclin-dependent protein serine/threonine kinase activity; negative regulation of cell population proliferation
Cellular component (GO): nucleus
Molecular function (GO): protein kinase binding; cyclin-dependent protein serine/threonine kinase inhibitor activity
Source: RefSeq, a predicted model, not a curated record
AACAUUUUGUGAAGUCACGAUAGAAAAAUUUUUCAGCUCGCCGUACAGCUCCCACCAAGCGCGCAAAAUUAAAGGCACUGUCGCCUGGAAAGGCGGUUGAAUCUAUCUGUUUUGAUUUAUUUAAAUCGAGUGAAGGCAAAACAUACGACGGAGAGAAAAAAGGAGGACGCCGAAGCCAACGGUCAGACACGACGACAAGACUUACUGGUUUAAACGCGGAGAUAAGGCUUAAUCUGGCGCUGAGACGAUGGUCCUGAGUGAGAAGGAGGCGGGGAGGAGACUGACUUCAGCGGCAGCCCGAGGAGACGCGGCGGAGGUGCGGCGGGUGCUGGAGGACUGCAGGGUUCAUCCAGACACGGUGAACGAAUUCGGGAAAACCGCCUUACAGGUUAUGAUGAUGGGCAACACCAGUGUGGCUUGCCUGUUGCUGGAGAGUGGUGCAAAUCCGAACAUCCAGGACCGCUUUGGAAUAACGCCGGCCCACGACGCAGCCCGAACAGGCUUUUUGGACACGCUCCGUGUCCUAGUGGACUUCGGCGCUGAUGUCAACGUUCCCGAUCAGUCAGGAGUCUUACCCAUACACCUUGCCAUUCGAGAGGGCUACAGAGAUGUGGUAGAGUAUUUAGCCCCCCGUUCAAACCUCGGGCACCAGGACACGCGAGGGGAUAAUGCGCUGGACAUCGCCAAGGCAACGUGCACUCCAGAUUUGGUGGAGCUGCUAAAACGACAGCUAGAGUCCACCUUAGCUUUUCAGUCAUAGAAAAAUAGUUCUAAGUCUAGAGCUUAACCUCUUGAAACAAUUCUGAAGUUCUAGAGCCCAGUCCUUUCAGGGCGGGUGCACUUUUUUCAUGUACAGUACUAGAUUACUAUGUGUUUACUUUUUUUUUAAAAAGAUGUUUAAUUGUUCAGUUGCAUAGUUAAAUCAGAAUACUAGAUGAAGAAUGUAGCAGCAGCAGUUUUGCACAGAGUGAAGUACCAGAGCUGGGAAUGAGGAACACUUUCCCAUUCCAGCUGUCUGGGUGUUUGCCAUGCACAAUUGUAAAUAGCUCUUUUUUCAUCCUUUUACAGCCAACAUUACAUUUGCUGCACGGGUCUGUGUAGAAAACUUGAACUGUUAACCUUUUUUUUUUUUUAAAGAAACAAAACAAAAACAAAAUGAAAAAAAUUUCAUGAAAUUACUGUUGCAUUCUCUCACUUAGUGAGGUUUGCAACAUGCACUGAUGAACUUGUAGAUUAUUUACUUAGUUUGUGUUUUUUGUGUGUAUUAAAACUUUAGUGUUUAUGAAGUGUAUAUAACAUUUUAUGGGAAUAUUGACUUAUUUAUUGAGAAAUUGUACAUAUGCAUUUAUGUUUACCGUGGGAUUUCUUAUGUUAUUUAUAAAAAUACUUGUCAACACCCCUCUGCCCUGCCCCCUAAAUGGAUGUACUGGUAUUGUUAUCACAUGAAUUCUUUGAAACAAUUAAAUGCUUAAACCAGA